Molecule: messenger RNA, 958 nt
Organism: Cynara cardunculus var. scolymus (artichoke)
Lineage: Eukaryota; Viridiplantae; Streptophyta; Magnoliopsida; Asterales; Asteraceae
Product: ethylene-responsive transcription factor CRF1-like
Exons: 1
Coding region: 2-868 (288 amino acids)
Biological process (GO): regulation of DNA-templated transcription
Molecular function (GO): DNA binding; DNA-binding transcription factor activity
Source: RefSeq, a predicted model, not a curated record
CAUGAUUGUGUGUGACUGCUCAGCCAUGGCGGAACACCGUGGAGGCAUGAAAUUAGGGAAUUCAGGUGAAGAUGACAACAAAGAGCAUGUAGAAGCCACCGUAACGUGCCCAAGGAAAAUUCGGGUCAUACUGUCGGACCCUGACGCCACCGACUCAUCAUCAGACGAAGGGGGUGACAGUGAACGAUCAUCUCCACGCCGAAUUGUUCACGAAAUUGUUCUUGGUGUUAGAGCCGGAGAUAAGGACGGCGAUGAAGUGUUAAAGCGCAGUGAUUCCGUGGAUCAAACGCAACCCGAAAGGAAGAGGUUUCGUGGGGUCCGAUUGAGGAAAUGGGGCAAAUGGUGUUCUGAAAUUCGCGACCCGUUUAGCAAAAAACGAAUCUGGUUGGGUACCUAUGAGACCGCGGAGGAAGCCUUGAACGUUUAUAACGCUAAGAAAGAGGAGUUUCGAUUUCGAGAACGGCAGUCGGGACAAAACCAACCGAAGACCCGAACCGAGUCCAAGAAGCAGUCGUCCAUCCGGGUCUCUAAAGGGGUUAACAAUUCUCUGAAUGGAGAAGAGAUAGUAAAGUUGGGUGAAGACCCGACCCGGAAACUGCGCAAGGGGGUUCGAAGGACGAAAUCUGGUAGAUGGAAUCGUGACCCGUUUAAGAAAUCACAAGUUUGGGUGGGUACCUUUGAUACAGAAGAGGAGGCUUCAAAUGGUUUUGAGUCAAAGAAGUUGGAAGUCGGGUUAAAAGUGACCCGAUUUGAUUCAGAAUGUGGGGCAUCUCUUAAAACCCCAAAGAUUGAGACUUUAAGCUUUACAACUACUUCUAUGGCAGUAGAUGGAAAAGAAGAAAACAAGCCAGCUUUCAGGUUUGGUUAGGUUCAGAAUGGGAGUCUAUGGGUCAAAUUGUUGUACAUACAGUUGAAGACGAUCAAUGAUGUAAAAAUGCGUGUUUUAAAAGUUUUUAGA